AUGGUGAGUUUCUCCUUCAAAGUCGGUUCUUGUGCUGUAAAAACUAACUCUUCCCCAGACUACGCACCAUUAGAUGGCGGUGCCUGUGUGGCUAUGGUUGGCAAAGACUGCGUCGCGAUAGCCUGUGACCUCCGACUUGGCCUCCAGGCUCUCACCGUCUCCAAUGAGUUCCCCAAGAUCUUCAACUAUGCUCCGUCCACAUAUCUAGGUCUUACAGGCCUAGCCACAGACGUCAACACCGUAUCCCAGCUGCUACGCUACAAAGUCAACCUCUACCGUCUUCGAGAGGAGCGAAACAUCUCUCCUCAGACGCUCGCUAACUUGGUUAGCUCGAGCCUGUACGAGAAGCGAUUCGGUCCGUUCUUCGUCAGCCCAGUACUCGCAGGAAUAAAUCACACCACUGGAAAGCCCUUUGUGUGUGGGUUUGACAGCAUUGGAUGCAUUGAUUUUGCGAAGAACUUCAUUGUCAGCGGCACUGCGAGUGACCAGCUGUAUGGUACUUGUGAAUCGCUAUGGGAGCCUGAUCUUGAACCUGAGGACCUUUUCGAGACCAUCUCACAAGCACUAUUGAACGCGGUCGACCGCGAUGCUCUCUCCGGCUGGGGUGCAUACGUGUACAUUAUUGAGAAGGACAAGGUUACGAAACGGAAGCUGAAGGGACGACAAGAUUAG
Microsporum canis CBS 113480 is the source of this 672-nucleotide messenger RNA. Its product is annotated as proteasome component PUP3. Bases 1 to 672 code for a protein of 223 amino acids. Gene Ontology annotation, cellular component: proteasome core complex; proteasome core complex, beta-subunit complex. Lineage: Eukaryota; Fungi; Ascomycota; Eurotiomycetes; Onygenales; Arthrodermataceae. The transcript has 3 exons. Gene Ontology annotation, biological process: proteasome-mediated ubiquitin-dependent protein catabolic process. The record is from RefSeq and is a predicted model, not a curated record.